Molecule: messenger RNA, 6323 nt
Organism: Hemibagrus wyckioides
Lineage: Eukaryota; Metazoa; Chordata; Actinopteri; Siluriformes; Bagridae
Gene: adgrl2a
Product: adhesion G protein-coupled receptor L2a
Exons: 25
Coding region: 659-5167 (1502 amino acids)
Biological process (GO): adenylate cyclase-activating G protein-coupled receptor signaling pathway; cell surface receptor signaling pathway; brain development
Cellular component (GO): neuron projection; membrane
Molecular function (GO): G protein-coupled receptor activity; carbohydrate binding
Source: RefSeq, a predicted model, not a curated record
GCGCGCGCGCGCUCUGCCUUCCUCACCUUUUCGGAAAAGCAGCUCUUCCCGCGACGAAACAUCGGCAGCCCGAACGGCAGGAGGAGGAAUUCACUGCGAAUAAAAGCCGUUCUGACUCACAGCACGGAGGAGCCGUCUCCCUCCACACGCUGCCGUUGUUUUUGUUUUUUAAUACAAACACACACACACACACACACACACACAUAUAUAUAUAUAUACACACACACAGGUCUUUUGCUGUGUGUUUUCUUUAACCACAGUUACCACAGAGGACAGGUUGCCGUUAGCUGGCCGGUGCCGGUCCCGGUGGCCCCCCACCUCACCGGUCUUCCACUUUGUCUGCAUCCUUCUCUUGACUUUUAAAAGAACUGGAAGUGACUCCGACUUCUUUACACGACAGACAGAGAGAGAGCGCGCGAGAGGUAACGGCUAACUCCGUGUGUCCGUCCGCCUCUCAGUGGCGUUAUCUGAGCAUGCACCGCAUCCUCGCGUCUCUUCUUACCGGAGAAGCUACUUCUGCCUCCUCCUCCUCCUCCUCAUCCGUCCGCUCCGACACACACUUCUGAAACUCGUCCACAGCAGGUGCAGACCCUGAAGAUGAGCGUCUUUGGGGUGAAUUCUCACGCACUGUUGUGACUUCGGCCACGUUCGAGCAAGCAUGAGGAGCGCGCCUGAGCUGAGCACAAUGAUCUGGUCAGUGUGGAGUCUCCCAAGCCUUCUCUGUCUGAUGUUCACUUUGGCUGCUCUACAGUGCACUGAAGGCUUUAGUCGGGCAGCACUGCCGUUCGGUUUGGUCAGACGGGAACUGUCCUGCGAGGGCUACCCAAUUGACCUGCGCUGUCCAGGAAGUGAUGUCAUCAUGAUCGAGAGCGCUAAUUACGGGCGCACAGAUGACAAGAUCUGCGAUGCCGACCCAUUCCAGAUGGAAAAUAUCAACUGCUACCUCCCUGAUGCCUACAAGAUAAUGUCCCAAAGGUGCAAUAAUCGAACCCAGUGUAUUGUCAUUACGGGAACGGAUGUCUUCCCUGACCCUUGCCCAGGAACGUAUAAAUACCUUGAGGUCCAGUAUGAAUGUGUCCCUUAUAUUUUUGUUUGUCCUGGAACUCUGAAAGCUGUCGGAGAUCCUUCCUUUCUGUAUGAGGCGGAGCAGCAAGCUGGCGCCUGGUGCAAAGACCCUCUUCAAGCAGGCGACAAAGUUUAUUUCAUGCCCUGGACUCCGUACCGCACGGACACACUGAUCGAGUAUUCGUCGCUCGACGAUUUCCAGAACUCCAAACAAACCCUGACAUACAAACUUCCUCACCGGGUGGACGGCACCGGAUUCGUGGUGUACGACGGCGCCGUGUUCUUCAACAAGGAGAGAACACGCAACAUCGUGAAGUUUGACUUGCGUACGCGCAUCAAGAGCGGCGAGGCCAUCAUCAACAAUGCCAACUACCAUGACACGUCACCGUACAAGUGGGGCGGCAAGACAGACAUCGACCUGGCCGUGGACGAGAACGGCCUGUGGGUGAUUUAUGCCACCGAGCAGAACAACGGCAUGAUGGUGCUGAGCCAGCUGAACCCAUACACGCUGCGCUUCGAGGCGACAUGGGAGACGACGUACGACAAGCGCUCGGCCUCCAACGCCUUCAUGAUCUGCGGCGUGCUGUACGUGGUAAGGUCCACGUACGAGGACAAUGAGAGCGAAGUUAGCAAAGGCGUCAUCGACUACAUGUACAACACCAAGCAGGGCCGCGGUGAGUACGUGGACAUUCACUUCCCCAACCAGUACCAGUACAUCACCGCCGUGGAGUACAACCCCAGGGACAACCAGCUCUACGUGUGGAAUAACUUUUACGUCCUGCGCUACAACCUGGUUUUUGGACCACCGGAUCCAGCUCACGCCCCGCCUAUCUCAGAUGCCACCUCAGUGCCAGCGCCACCCCGAAUGACAACCACUACAAUGACAACAACAACAGCACAGCACAGAGGCCUAACAACAACCAUAAACACUACAGGGACCAGGGUCGUCAACAAGCCCCCUAAACCCCCAGUGGCUCCGUCCCGAACCACCACGCCUCCGUCCCUGGAGUCGUUCCCUUUGCCCAAACGCUUCUGUGACAGUGUGGAGCGAAGGGACAUCCUGUGGCCUCAGACACAGAGGGGCAUGCUGGUUGAGCGACCAUGUCCCACAGGAACCAGAGGCACCGCCUCCUACCUGUGCGUCCUCUCCACCGGGGCCUGGCACCCAAAAGGCCCCGAUCUAAGCAACUGCACCUCUCACUGGGUCAAUCAAGUGGCUCAGAAGAUCCGGAGCGGGGAGAAUGCGGCCAACCUGGCCAACGAGCUAGCUAAGCACACCAAAGGACCCAUCUUCCCCGGCGACAUCAGCUCUACCAUGAGGCUCAUGGAGCAGCUGGUGGACAUCCUGGAUGCCCAGCUGCAGGAGCUGAAGCCAAAAGAAAAGGACUCAACCGGACGGAGCUUCAACAAGCUUCAAAAGCGAGAGCGGACAUGCAGGGCAUAUAUGAAGGCUAUCGUGGAUACCGUGGACAACCUGCUUCGUCCAGAAGCACUGAAGUCUUGGAGAGGCAUGAACAUCACGGAGCAGACUCAUGCUGCCACCAUGUUACUGGACACUCUCGAGGAAGGAGCCUUUGUCCUCGCUGACAAUCUAAUGGAACCAGCAAUCGUGAAAGUGCCAGCUAGCAAUAUAAUCCUGGACGUGUAUGUGCUGAGCACAGAUGGCCAGGUGCAGGACUUCAAGUUUCCCCAAAGCAGCAAGGGUGGUAUAUCUAUCCAGCUGACAGCCAAUACGGUCAAACUGAACAGUCGGAAUGGUGUUGCCAAGUUGGUGUUUGCUCUGUACAAAAACCUGGGCCAGUUCCUGAGCACAGAGAAUGCAACAAUCAAACUGGGCAGCGAGGCGAACGGCCACAACCUAACCGUGGCUGUAAACUCAGAUGUCAUCGCUGCCUCGAUCAACAAGGAAUCCAGUCGAGUCUAUAUAACCGAGCCAGUGAUUUUUACCCUGGAACACAUCGAUAUGCAACACUAUUUCAACUCAAACUGCUCCUUUUGGAAUUACUCAGAAAGGAGCAUGAUGGGAUACUGGUCCACUCAAGGCUGCAAGCUGGUUAAGUCUAACAAAACCCACACGACCUGCUCGUGCAGCCAUUUGACAAAUUUCGCUGUCCUUAUGGCUCAUCAGGAAAUUCUGGGCCCAGGCAGAGAGCACAAGCUGCUGCUGACGGUCAUCACUCGCGUGGGCAUUGUGGUCUCGCUCGUCUGCUUGGCCAUGUGCAUCUUCACAUUCUGCUUCUUCCGCGGCCUGCAGAGUGACAGGAACACCAUCCACAAGAACCUUUGCAUUAACCUCUUCGUCGCCGAGCUCCUCUUCCUAAUUGGCCGCAGCGUGACAGAACUCAGGAUUGCUUGCGCCAUCAUUGCUGGCAUCCUGCAUUAUUUCUUCUUAUCCUCUUUUGCUUGGAUGUGUCUGGAAGGAGUUCAUCUCUAUCUCAUGCUCGUGGACAUCUUUGAGAGCGAAUAUUCACGAAAGAAAUAUUACUACAUUUCGGGCUACUUGUUUCCCGCCAUCGUCGUGGGCGUGUCGGCGGCCGUGGAUUACGGAAGCUAUGGAACAGAAAAGGCAUGCUGGCUGAGACUGGACAACCACUUCAUUUGGAGUUUUAUUGGACCUGUUACCUUCAUCAUUAUGCUUAAUCUCAUCUUCCUGGUCAUCACAAUGUACAAAAUGGUGAAGCACUCUACUUCAUUGAAACCAGACUCCAGCAGGUUGGAGAACAUAAAUAAUUAUCGCGUUUGUGAUGGCUACUAUAAUACCGAUUUGCCUGGCUAUGAAGAUAAUAAACCAUUUAUCAAGUCCUGGGUUCUAGGAGCGUUUGCCUUGCUGUGUCUGCUGGCUCUUACCUGCACCUUCAGUCUGCUAUUCAUCAAUAGCGAGUCGGUGGUGCUGGCCUAUCUCUUUACCAUUUUCAACACCUUCCAGGGCAUGUUCAUCUUCAUCUUCCACUGUCUGCUUCAGAAAAAAGUUCGUCGAGAGUACAGCAAAUGCCUCCGCCACACAUCUUGUUGCAGCAGCUUGCCAAGUGAGAGCUCCCACAGUUGCACAAAGACAGCAACAACAAGGACAAGUGCUCGCUACUCCUCUGGCACUCAGAGUCGAAUCAGAAGAAUGUGGAACGACACUGUAAGAAAACAAUCCGAAUCCUCCUUUAUCUCAGGGGACAUCAACAGCACAUCAACCCUCAACCAAGGAAUGACGGCCAAUUAUCUACUAACAAACCCUCUACUACGACCCCAAGGCACUAACAACCCGUACAAUACCUUACUGGCCGAAACGGUCGUAUGUAACACUCCUACGGCUCCUGUCUUUAACUCUCCAGCGACCUACAGAGAGACAAGACAGUCAAUGAACAGUGCCAGGGAUACAAGUGCAAUGGAUACUCUACCGCUAAAUGGUAACUUCAAUAAUAGCUACUCGCUUCAGAACGGGGACUACGGCAACGGUGGCAUCGGCCUAGACGAAGCCGCCUUCGAGAAGAUGAUCAUCUCCGACCUGGUGCAAAGCAACCUGAGGACAUGCGCCAAAAAACAGCGGCACGAGCCUCGUAUCUCCACUAGAAACGCCGUCUGUGGAGCGACCAGUAGCAAAGACGACACCACUGUAGUCGAAACUACAUCCUUGGUGCCCGUGGACAGCGAGAGCAGCCAUUUAAUGGUGGGGAGUCUGAGCUUGCACCAUCAGCACCACCACCACCACCAGCACCACCUGGAUGCCCCUCUCAUCCCCCAACGGACUCACUCGCUCCUGUAUUACACUCAGGAGAGAGCGAGAACCGAGCCCACAGCUACAAAACACAGUCUGCCGCCACCCACCACGGACUCCCUGUACUCCAGAGAGCUGAACCUGAGAGACUCGCCCUUAACCGAGGGCGGCCUCCAGACAGAACAACUCUCGCCCUCCAAACACAGCGAGGACGAGGACGCCUACUACAAGAGCAUGCCCGAUUUAGGAGCCGGCCAACAGCUGCACAGCUACUAUCAAAUGAGCAGGGGAAGCAGUGACGGUUAUAUAAUCCCCAUCCCCCAGUCCCCUAAAGAGGAGUGCGAGCCAGAGGUGGACGUACGGGAAGGACAGAUGCAGCUCAUCACGAGCCUUUAAUACGUUCUCUUUUGGAUUUUUUUCUUUUUUCUUUUUCUUCUUUUUUUUUUUUCGCAAAACAAUCAGCACCGUUUGCCACAAGGACACAAGGGUACUAGUGGGAGGGUUUAGAACAAGGUUCAUAACUUCAUCUCUCUUUGUCUUUCACUACUUUCCCCUCAGAAAUAUAGCUCUCCACUGUUUCGCUGACAUCCCCAAAGACGUGUAGAGCAGUGUGGCUGCAUGGCAGCGAGAUUCUGAAACGGUGCCGUUUUUUCUUGUAAAAACAAUCAGACGUGGGAUAUGACGGACAAGCCGAGUCUUAGAGCUGCCGGAGUCGACCGACUCGGGAACAAAAAGGAACGAUUUCACAUUAAAAAAAAAAAAAUUACAAAAAAAAAAAAGAGAAAAAAUAUACCAAAUAAUAGUAUUUCCUGUUUCAGCUUGUACAAUGUUUUGUCAGAGGUUGUACAUAGGGUCACAUAUUUUAAAUCCAGUUUUGUAUUAUAUACAAAAAUGGAGUUUCCAGCACGUAAGCAGAGUUGUGUACUAAGAUAUUCCUAAUGGAACUGUUUAUUUAGGAAAUUCAGUAGUCUGGAUCUACGGCCCCGUCUUUACAACGAGGAUCAGAUUGUGCUGUAUAACCACUAGCAAUCAAACCCCAGGCCUUAUCUUUUUCUCGGUUGUACAGUAAACCCAUCAAAGGAUAACGGCAUAAAAAUAUAUAUUUUGUUGUAUUUCAGGCAACCUUAACUAUAAGAAGGAAACAUUUUAAUGAAGACAUUAAUUAAGACAUCCAGAAGAGACUUGUGUGGAGGAGAGAAAAAAGAAAAAAAAAAUUGCACAUGUUAUAAGAAAAUGAUUUGUUCUUGCAGUUUAUUCAUCACGGCGUGUUUGGAUGAGGAUUAAGAUGAAAUGAGUGGACACAGAGCUUAGAGGGGUUGCUGACAUCAAAUUCUAUCUCGUUCAGGAAAAUGAGUUUGCUGCACCAAAGCAUCAGGCUUUAGGAGGAAAUUUGGAGGCUUUUUUUUUUCCUAGCCUUUAUUUAAAAGAUUCUCAGAGAAUCUGUCCAGGCAUGAAUGUCACUCGAGUCCGCAGUCAAACACACCAGGCUUUUCCAGACACAUUCUUCUAAAUAGAUUUCCGAUAUUUAUUUAUUAAAUUAUUCUCAACGAUA